Seminavis robusta is the source of this 3390-nucleotide messenger RNA. The record is from the annotation of a GenBank genome assembly. NCBI's taxonomy places the organism in Eukaryota, Bacillariophyta, Bacillariophyceae, Naviculales, Naviculaceae.
AUGGAUUACACGGAAUAUUCGGCAAAUGACGAUAUCUUGGCUCUAGGAUUCUCUUUCGAGAAGAUGCAGAUUCAAAAUCAUGUAUUGGACCCUGAGAGGGGUACGUCGCCUAGUACGCCAAUGGGGCUGUAUCAUGACGAUGAUGGCGAUGAAGGGUUGCGUUUGGCAUUUGAUUGCGACGAAACCCUUCCUGAUCGUUUCAACGAUGAGAUGAAACACUCUGAUCGAGAAGUCCCCACGGCGGAUCUUCUUGGGCUUGGGACGGAAAUGCCCACGAUCGGACUCAUCGACACGACGUCUCCGUAUUUCGACCCGUGGCCUCGUGCUUCUGAGACUGUCAAAUCGCAUAUCGCUUCCGAAGCGAAGGCACAAGUCCCUUGCUCUUCUGUGUCGCUUUUGCGCGAGCAAGUGUGGACUUCCACUAUGUCGGAGGAUGCUAUUGAAGUUCACCUUGCAGGGACAGGCAAAGACGCAGUCUUUCAUUCAAACUGGAAGGACCCAGAAAGUCCAGCAUGCCAAAGGGAUCAGCGGGUACCUGUGAAGAAGCAGGAAGGAUAUCCUGAUGAAGAAAUGGCUGCUAUGAAAGCUUCCACCAACCCGUAUCACACGCAAGAGUCCAAGUUUGAUGCAGCACGCUACGGAGUCAUCCAAGAUACCGAUUUAUGGGGCAGCAGCCUUCGCAACAUGACAGGAAGAAACGCUUUAGUCACACGAACACAGACCACAACUGCGGAGAAAUCAUGCAGAUCGUCUUACUUGUCCGAUUCCUCUCAUGAGGACGAUGAAGAUAACGAUGAUCCUGUUGCUGCUGCGCCUUCUCCCUUUCCAAUUUCGGGGGCCGGGCCUCUGCCAGAGAGUCGUUUGUCUUCGGAAAGACCUACUGCUCCUGCGCCUGCGCCUUCUCCCUUUCCACUACCGGUAGAUUUUACAAAGAACUCGCCAGGCUGGAGAGCAGGCCAACCAGCAUCAACACGGCAUCAGCCCACCCGACCCUAUGCAAGCAAGGGACAGGAUGGAACACCAAGAUCUUUCGCACCUGCACCAGCACUUGAUCCACUGGAUGGGACAGUGAAUUUGUCGACCAAGAGAGUCGACAGCGCUGCAGUGCAACAGCCAGCUUCAGCAAAAAAUAAGACUUCCACCACAGAAGCAAGCAGUGGAAAGUAUGGAUCAGUGCAAUCACUAAUAUCUUCUACGACAGCAUCUGCACCUUCCCCCUUUCCGCUGCAUAGGACAAUGACCAUGCCAAGCAAAGAAAGAGUUGAGAGUACAACAGCGAAGCAACCAUCUUCAGUUGCACAGAAGUCCACCAAUACAUUUGCAAACGCGGUCCUCAAUGGCCCAAGUCGACCACCUGUACCUCCUGCACCUUGCCCAAGUCAACCACCAGUACAUUCCACACCGGUUCCUUCUCUGGAGGGGACAAAGACUCUGCCAUGCAAGAAGACGGUUGGCAGUGCCAUCAGAGAUAAGCCCUGCUCAGUGCAACAAGUGCAAGUGAAGCCAUCCUCGUAUGCCAGUGCAGUCAAGGGUGGGCUGGGAAGGCCUGAGCAAGCCAUGAGAUCAGCUGCCCACGUAGCUUCCCCGCACCACCUGAACAGAGCAGCCUCCUCUGAUUUGGCAGAUCAUAACAACAAACGUGCACGACUUGAGUUGAGCAGAGAGGAUGCGCAGGAGAAGCAUACUGCCGCAACACGCUGGGACAGCGGGCAUAGCAAAGUUGACAGGGAACCGCGACUACAUCGGGAUAAACAAGAGAGCCUGUACCCAAAACAUUUCCAGGGCGAGCCAAACCAAAGCCUGCAAGAGAAAGCGCCCACCCGUGGAUCGUUACCAAAGCGCACUGCUCGAAAGGAUGGACAUAGCAAGGAAAGAAAGCAAUACAAAAAUGGGCAUCCGACCCGCAACCGAGUUAUCCAAUCUGAAACAAUGCCCGCUAGAGAGAUUCUUGUGAAUGAAGUGUGUCUUGUUGUUGAUACGUCGAAUGAGACCAUGAAAAAGCUCCUUGCGCCACUGAGACCAAAUGUUGGGACGUUUUGUGACCUUGUGUCGUCAGCGUCUGGUCGAAAGCUCCGUCUCAGUAUCUUGACACCUGAGAAGGAAUUAGACUUCACGUCCGAUAAAGCCGCGGUCCUAUCAUUUUCCCAUGAUGCACUUCGAGAAAGCGAUAUGAACGGUGCACGAGAAAGUGAUACCUACUCUGUUCUCGCCGGUCUUCAACAAUCCUUGACACGCUUGAAGAAACUGAGCUGGAGUGGUGACUCUUGCCAAUACGUCUACAUUUUCACAAAUCUGGUUGCAGCCGACAUCGACGACAUUGUGUCGAAACAAAAGUUGUUGGGUGUUCUGCGUGAUUUGACUGCGCACCUGCCCAGACGCGCGAAGGUCCUUGUGGGUCGUUGGAAGAAUGACAAUGAUCUUCUGUUCGAAGCUAUUCGGACAAUGCCUCACCAUGGUUUUGAUUUCCUCAAUGUAAAAUCGAUGGCAUCUCAUGUUGUUCCCGACCAUGCCCUUCUUCAUGCUUGCUUUUCCAGCAUGACCGAACUGAAGGCGCAGUCUCGUCGUGUCACGAUAGGUGAAAAGCACUUGGGACGCUUUGUACAUCGCAGACUGAAGAUGGACAAGGAAGGCGACAUCGUUGCGAAAGUGACAAUGUAUCAAGCGAAGCCGGUUGAAACAAUUCAGCACAUAACAUCAAAUGCCGAACCAGAUUUUGUCUGCAAGGAGAUCUGGAUGAAGCGCGGCAUGGCAGAGAACCGCUUGACAAAGCAUAGAGUCUUGACUUUUGGAAAGCUUGGUGUUGAAAAAGGGAAAUGGAAAGAAGAUGUUAUGCUGAAGUCGUUCAAGCUCGACGUGAUCGCUGGAAAGACAGUCCCCAGCAACCAAGACUACUACAAAAGCUUGGCAUUUGUCUCAGCAGCAGCCCGGUUCCUUUCAUGCCAGUACAACAGCUCGCACAGACCAGAACACUGUGACGAAAUCCGGUUCUUGAAUUGUUACGUCAUCGAGGCGAGUGGGCGACAUUGGUUCGCUGAGCACUUCGUUGCAUCCGAACGAAAAGACUCUUCAGAGUUCGUGGAAUACAUGAACGCAGCUGGAAACUGGAAUGAGGAUGUUGCGGACGAAAGCUUGCUACGUUUUGCCCUCACUUGCUUCAAACUCUCCGGAGGCGACUUCAUGUUGACAGGACUGAAGGGGGUUCGGCGCGGGGGAUUCUUCGUUCUGACUCUUCCUACGCUCUUGUCGCGGAACUGCGUUGAUCCGAACAUCAGCCAAUGCAACAAAGAAUACAUGAAAGUAUGCAGGAAAGAAACCAAGGAACUGUUGCAAGAGCUUGACGCCCCACGUUCACCAAAACGCAAUAAUGGAAUGUUCGGGUGGUUCGGCUAG